CCUGUAGUCGUCGCUAUGAAGCUGUUACUUGCCUCCCUGGCGGCAGUCGUUCUCGCAGCAUCGGCUGCGAGCGACGGAGUGAUGGUGUGUUACUACGGCUCCUGGGCGGUGUACAGGCCGGACAACGGCAAGUUUGACGUGGAGAACAUCGACCCGGCCAUCUGCACCCACCUCAUCUUCGGCUUCGCUGGACUUGGCUCGAACAACCAAAUCAAGGUACUGGACCCGUACAACGAGCUGUGUGAGAACUACGGCAAGUGUGCCUACGACCGGUUCACCGCGCUUAAGAACAAGAACGCCGACCUUAUCACCAUCCUGGCCGUCGGAGGCUGGAACGAGGGAUCCACCAAGUACUCCAAUAUGGCAGCAGAUGCUAACAAGAGAAAGACCUUCGUCGACUCCUCCAUUGAGAUGUUGAAGACCCACAACUUCGACGGUCUGGACAUGGACUGGGAGUACCCGACCCAGCGUGGAGGGAAGCCAGAGGACAAGGUCAACUUCAUCAGCCUCCUGUCAGACUUGUACAACGAGCUGCACGCCAACGGUAUGAUCCUGACGGCCGCCGUGUCCGCCGGUAAGCUGACCAUUGAUCCUGCCUACGACAUCCCCGCCAUGGCACAGAAUCUUGACCUCAUCAACCUGAUGGCGUACGACCUGCACGGCGCCUGGGACACCUACACCCACCACCAGUCUGGCCUCUACCAGUAUCCUGACGACACCGGCGACAAUGUCUACCUCAACCAGGACUUCGCUGUGAGGUACUGGAUUGACGGAGGAAUGCCGAGCACCAAGAUCGCCCUGGGCGUACCUCUCUAUGGCCGCUGCUGGAAGCUGGACUACAGCACAGAUGAGAACGGUUACUAUGCCCCAGCCAGCCAGCCAGGACCUGCAGGACCCUUCACUAGGAGCCCCGGGUUCUUGGGCUAUAACGAGAUCUGCGAGUUCCAGAAGAACGAGGGUGACUGGGUGAUAGAGAUCGCGCCGGGCAUGAACGAGCCUUACACCUACAGCUACAACCACGAGAGGAUCUGGUGCUCCUACGAUGACCACGACUCUUGCGUAGUCAAGGCCAGCUAUGCUAAGAGCAUGAACCUCGCUGGUAUGAUGGUCUGGAGCCUGGAGACAGACGACUUCCGCGCCAUCUGCAACGACCGCUCCUUCGACCUCAUCAAGACUCUGCGUGAGACCUUCACGGGCGAAGUCAUUCCCACUCCUCCCACCCCACCCACCACUACUGCUGAUCCUGAUGCUCCGACCACCCCGUCCACCACCACACGGGGACCUCCUCCUCCUGACGGUGUGUGUGAGCAGCCCGGCCUCAACACUGACCCCGACAACUGCCACCACUAUUACCUCUGUGCCCCGAACACGGAGAACGGAUACGACGCCACGGAGGAGGUGUGCCCGGAGGGGACGCUCUUCAACCCCAACGCCAAGAUCUGCGACUGGGCCAACUCCGUCUGUGCCAUCAGCGGCGCCUGCCUCAACGAUUGUCCCACACCUGUCACUAUGAGGCUCUUACUCCUGUCGGCGGCGACGGCCCUGCUGGCACUCUCAGCAUCGGCCGCGAGCGACGGAGUGAUGGUGUGUUACUACGGCUCCUGGGCGGUGUACAGGCCGGACAACGGCAAGUUUGAUGUAGAGGACAUCGACCCGGCCAUCUGCACCCACCUCAUCUUCGGCUUCGCUGGACUUGGCUCCGACAACAAGAUCAGGGUACUGGACCCGUACAACGAGCUGUGUGAGAACUACGGCAAGUGCGCCUACGACCGGUUCAACGCACUUAAGAACAAGAACGCCGACCUUAUUACCAUCCUGGCCGUCGGAGGCUGGAACGAGGGAUCCACCAAGUACUCCAAUAUGGCGGCAAGCGCUGCAUCAAGGCAGACCUUCGUCGACUCCUCCAUUGAGAUGUUGAAGACCCACAACUUCGACGGUCUGGACAUGGACUGGGAGUACCCGACCCAGCGUGGAGGGAAGCCAGAGGACAAGGUCAACUUCAUCAGCCUCCUGUCAGACUUGUACAACGGGCUGCACGCCAACGGUAUGAUCCUGACGGCCGCCGUGUCCGCCGGUAAGCUGACCAUUGACCCCGCCUACGACAUCCCCGCCAUGGCAGAGAAUCUUGACCUCAUCAACCUGAUGGCGUACGACCUGCACGGCGCCUGGGACACCUACACCCACCACCAGUCUGGCCUCUACCAGUAUCCUGACGACACCGGCGACAACGUCUACCUCAACCAGGACUUCGCUGUGAGGUACUGGAUUGACGGAGGAAUGCCGAGCACCAAGAUCGCCCUGGGCGUACCCCUCUAUGGCCGCUGCUGGAAGCUGGACUACAGCACAGAUGAGAACGGUUACUAUGCCCCAGCCAGCCAGCCAGGACCUGCAGGACCCUACACCAGGAGCCCCGGGUUCUUAGGCUACAACGAGAUCUGCGAGUUCCAGAAGAACGAGGGUGACUGGGUGAUAGAGAUCGCGCCGGGCAUGAACGAGCCUUACACCUACAGCUACAACCACGAGAGGAUCUGGUGCUCCUACGAUGACCACGACUCUUGCGUAGUCAAGGCCAGCUAUGCUAAGAGCAUGAACCUGGCUGGUAUGAUGGUCUGGAGCCUGGAGACAGACGACUUCCGUGCCAUCUGCAACGACCGCUCCUUCGACCUCAUCAAGACUCUCCGGGAGACCUUCACGGGCGAAGUCAUUCCCACUCCUCCCACCCCACCCACCACUACUGCUGAUCCUGAUGCUCCGACCACCACCUCCACCACCACACGGGGACCUCCUCCUCCUGACGGUGUGUGUGAGCAGCCCGGCCUCAACACUGACCCCGAAAACUGCCACCACUAUUACCUCUGUGCCCCGAACACGGAGAACGGAUACGACGCCACGGAGGAGGUGUGCCCGGAGGGGACGCUCUUUAACCCCAACGCCAAGAUCUGCGACUGGGCCAACUCCGUCUGUGCCAUCAGCGGCGCCUGCCUCAACGAUUGUCCCUAAAGCCUCCACGUCUGUCCCCUGAAGCUCCAGAACUGUUCCUGAACCUCCACGACUGCGUCUGGACCUCAAGGACUACUCAAAUAAGCCUCCGCAACUGUCCAUGAACCUCUACGACUAUCCCUUUAGCCUCCAGGACUAUCCCCGAACCUGCUCGACUGUCCUUGAACCUCCAUGACGGUACCUGAUUUUCCACGACUGCCCCUAAACCGCUUCAAGUUAUGACUGGAGCCUGCCUGUCAUGAAGAGAAUGGACAUUCCAUAAUGUGUCGUUUUAUUCAGUCGAUACAAUGAUCUUUCCUUCAACUUGAGACAAAGUCCCGACUGUUCUAUUUACUGUACCGCUCCUAUAUCCCGAACUUUAUGGCACCUAUCUGAGACUUUCCAACUUCCUCAAGUUGGGGUUUGUGAUUGUUUUGGUAUUGAGUGACUGGAAAUGCAUCAGACUCAAAAC
Molecule: messenger RNA, 3451 nt
Organism: Procambarus clarkii (red swamp crayfish)
Lineage: Eukaryota; Metazoa; Arthropoda; Malacostraca; Decapoda; Cambaridae
Source: RefSeq, a predicted model, not a curated record